AUGGAGUUUGUGUCUGGAUACCGGGACGAGUUCCUCGAUUUUGCCGCCCUCCUCUUCGGCUGGUUCCGCAAGUUUGUGACAGAGCGUGGGGCUGGAGGAGCCAGCCUUGAGGGCCGAUGGCGACAGCUGGAGGCUCAGAUCCGAAGGCUACCCCAAGACCCUGCCCUUUGGGUGCUCCAUGUCUUGCCCAACCACAGUGUAGGCAUCAGCCUGGGGCAAGGGGCAGAGCCAGGUCCUGGAUCUGGCCUGGGGGCGGCCCGGCUCCUAGGAGAGGAGCCCCCACUCCAUCUUCGAGACCUGAGCUCCUACGUCAGCUUUGUCAGCCUGGACGGGGAGGAAGAGGAGGAGGAGGAGGACGAAGAACAGGAGGAGAAAGCAGAGGAGGAGGGUGCUGGCCCAGAGAAGGUGGAACCAGAGGAGGAUGGGGAGCCAGCCUCCACCAGCAGGGAGUCCCCCCAUGAAGUAAACCCUCCAGGGGAACCGGAAGAGGCCGAGCAGGAGGCAAGAGGCAGUGAAGACGCUGGCCCAGAGGACAAGGCGGAGGAGGAAACAGAACCUGAGAAGAAGGGAUGGAGAAAUGAGGCUGCCCCCCUGCACCUUUCCUGCCUCUUACUGGUAACAGACGAACAUGGCACCAUUCUGGGCAUUGACCUCCUAAUGGAUGGAACCCAGGGGAGUACAGGCCGGGGCUCAGGAAUGGAGAACCUGGCUCCUCGAGCCUACGCGCUUCUCUGCCACAGCAUGACCUGCCCCAUGGGGUCCGGAGAGCCCCGGAAGCCCCGACAGCUCACUGUGGGAGACACCCAGCUGCACCGAGAGUUGGAGAGCCUGGUCCCAAGGCUGGGAGUGAAGUUAGCCAAGACCCCAAUGCGGACAUGGGGUCCCCGGCCAGGCUUCACCUUUGCCUCCCUUCGGGCUCGAACCUGCCAUGUUUGUCACAAGCACAGUUUUGAAGUGAAACUGACACCCUGUCCCCAGUGUAGUGCUGUCUUGUAUUGUGGAGAGGCUUGUCUCUUGGCUGACUGGCGGCGAUGCCCAGAUGAUGUGAGCCACCGAUUCUGGUGCCCAAGGCUUGCAGCCUUUAUGGAUCGAGCGGGAGAGUUGGCAACUCUGCCUUUUACCUACACUGCAGAGGUCACCAGUGAAACUUUCAACAAGGAGGCAUUCCUGGCCUCUCGGGGCCUCACUCGUGGCUACUGGACCCAGCUCAGCAUGCUGAUCCCAGGCCCCGGCAUGCCCAGCCACCCCAGAGGCAACACGCCAUCACUCAGCCUUCUUCUCAAUGGAGAUCCCUACCAGCUUCUCCAGGGGGAUGGACCUAAUUUGAUGCCUGCUGUCCCCCCAGAACCACCCAGGAGUCUCUUUGGCUCGUGGCAGGAUUACUACACGUGGCGAGGCCUCAGCCUGGACUCCCCGAUGGCUGUGCUUCUCACCUACCCACUGACUGUGUACUACGUCAUCACCCACCUGGUGCCCCAGUCCUUCCCUGAGCUCAACAUCCAGAACAAGCAGUCUCUGAAGAUCCACGUGGUAGAGGCGGGGCAGGAGUUUGAUCUUGUCAUGGUGUUCUGGGAGCUUCUGGUGCUGCUUCCCCAUGUGGCCCUGGAACUGCAGUUUGUGGGUGAUGACCUGGCCCCCGAAAAUGACCAACAGCAUUAUACCCUGCAGAGGGAUGGUCCUGAGGUAUCUGUGCGCAAUGGUUCUGGCCUAUCAGCAAGGCUCGGUUCUGGGACCAAAGAGAAAGGGGUGCGCAGGGACCUGCAGAUUAAGGUGUCAGCCAGGCCCUACCAUCUGCUUCAGGGACCCAAGCCCGACCUGGUUAUCGGAUUUAACUCUGGCUUUGGGCUCAAGGACACUUGGCUGAGCUCUCUGCCCCGGUUACAGUCCCUCCGCGUGCCGGCCUUCUUCACCGAGAGCAGCGAGUACGGCUGUGUGAUGGACGACCAGACCAUGGCGGUGGCCACCGGAGGGGGCACCAGCCCUCCGCAGCCCAACCCCUUCCGCUCCCCUUUUCGUCUCAGAGCGGCUGACAACUGCAUGCCCUGGUACUGCAACGCCUUCAUCUUCCACCUGGUCUACAAGCCCACGCACGGCAGCGGGGCCCGCCCGGCGCCCGGCCCCGCGCCCCGCGCCCCGACGCCCGCUGCUCCGUCCGCCCCCGCGCGAAGGCGCCGUGGAGAGAAGAAGUCCGGGCGGGGGGCCCGCCGGCGGAAGUGA
This is a messenger RNA of Echinops telfairi (small Madagascar hedgehog), 2217 nucleotides long. RefSeq names its product zinc finger MYND-type containing 15 (gene ZMYND15). Bases 1 to 2217 code for a protein of 738 amino acids. The transcript has 13 exons. Lineage: Eukaryota; Metazoa; Chordata; Mammalia; Afrosoricida; Tenrecidae. The record is from RefSeq and is a predicted model, not a curated record. Gene Ontology annotation, molecular function: histone deacetylase binding. Gene Ontology annotation, biological process: negative regulation of DNA-templated transcription; spermatid development.